Molecule: messenger RNA, 222 nt
Organism: Gongylonema pulchrum
Lineage: Eukaryota; Metazoa; Nematoda; Chromadorea; Rhabditida; Gongylonematidae
Source: the annotation of a GenBank genome assembly
UUGCAGAAGUUUGUGGAAGUUAUCUCGUGCUUGAAAAUACUCUCUCAGUCAACUGGAACAGCGAUCCUGCUUUACGAAGAGUUGAAGAGAACAACAGAUGACAUGACACCCUCAUUGCUGGAACCGUUUGAUGCAUCGACGGUGGAACGCGACCGAGCAUUGGAACUGCUCAGACAUCGCUCGGACUUGCAGUUAAUCGCCGAAGAAGGCGUGAAGUUAUAA